Messenger RNA from Heterostelium album PN500, 1584 nucleotides. RefSeq lists its product as uncharacterized. Bases 1 to 1584 code for a protein of 527 amino acids. The record is from RefSeq and is a predicted model, not a curated record. Lineage: Eukaryota; Evosea; Eumycetozoa; Acytosteliales; Acytosteliaceae. The transcript is spliced from 3 exons.
AUGAAUAUAGAUAGUGGUGAUAAAGCCAAUAAGAGAAUAUAUUACCAAGAAGUUAAUCAAGGCCAGCCGUGUAAAUCAAUCAAACUAUCAAAUUCAUCUAUAGAAUGUUUAGACUUAAAUAAUUAUUAUUCAUUAUCGACCAUGAUAAAAGUUUAUAAUAUCUAUUAUAGAAUAAUCGAUGAUGUCUAUAAUGAUGGUGAUGAUAAAGUUAAAAUCAAUACUCGAUACAAGUGUGUGGUCUUUUUCAACAACUUUCAUCGUGAUAAGCUUUUACAUUACAUCGAUGUAAAGAGUUAUUCAAAGUUCAUAGUAGACGUAUUGUUUGACCCCUCUACCGAGGUAUUCGAGCAAAUGAAGCUUUUAAAGUGUAAAUAUCAUGAACCUAUGAUAAUAGAUAUCUACGAAAAUAUUAUUAAUCAUAAAAGAUUCGAUGCAUGGUUUAACGAGGUAGAAAAAUCAGAUCUAAAUGAGUUGCGUUACAGAAUAUCAACUUACCGUCAAAUUUGUUAUUUCGGUGUGGUGCAUCAAACUGAUGAUUUCUAUUAUCAAGCAUUACAUGAAAACAUCAACAAAAAGAAGAAUAGUACACCAAUUGUUGUAACUAAUAUAGAUAGUCACAAACUAGUAGUAAAAGAUCCUACUCUUCUAAUCAUACCCAACUCUAGUCAUUCUAGAUUCUCAGAUACAGUGUACGAUCAAAUCAUAUCAUUUACUCUCUACUAUGAUUAUAAUUCUCAUGAACAACGAUAUCAAUUCAAAAUUACAGGAAUUAGACCAUACAAUAUUGGUCAAUCUACGAUAGAAAUGUCUUUGGUAUCAAAACAGUUCUUUAAAAUCAUUUCUAAACUAAUCAAUAACAGCUACACUCAAUGGGGUGAUAAUAUCAAUCUGGAAAGUGGAUACAGUUUAAUAAGAUCACCACCUCUCUUUUUCGACUACCAAAUGAUCAAGCAUAUCAGAUAUGACAAUGGAAUUGACGCUGCCAAUCGAUUGUUAUCAAGAGUUGAAACAUUCUUUUUCCAAUCGUUAGAGGAUGACUUUAUCUUUGAGAGUAGAGUAAUCAAAGAGAGUAUAAAAUAUUACCUUGCUUCUCUACCCUCAAUGCCAAGUCUCAAGAAUAUAAUAGCAACCGAUCGCUACAGACACUCAGACAUUCAAAGCAAGCUGCUAAUUGAUGUGAUCAAUUACACACCGAAUAGGAAAGGACAUGGAAUCGAACAUCUCACCUUUAUAUUCACGGAGACAACCGCUAAAAACAUUGACUUUCUCCCUGUUUUGGUUAGGCUUCACUCUAAGACAUUGAGAUCGAUACAGUUUCACUAUGCAUUUUUCAAUGAUGAGGACUACCAAAUUCUUCUAAUAACAUUGAAAGAAUUGAUUACAGAAAUCAAACAACAUAAUAUUAAAUUCAAAAUUAGACAAAACCCAGAUAUUUAUCUUAAUUCAAAAAAUCAUAAUUUAGAUUUGACUUCAUAUCAUGACAUUCUUCAAAGAAUUAAAAAACUAUGUCUAGAUGAGAAUGAUGAACAAGUUUAUCAAAUCACACAUCUUAUAACUAGCUUAAGCUCACUAUUUAAUUUCUAA